GUGACAUUCCUUCACCUACCACGCCAGUUUCGCUUGUGUGUUCUCCCACUCUUAAGCUUGCAUUUGUGGCAGUGUUAGUAUAGUGUGCAUAGCUCCCAUCUCUCGUUCUUUAAUCGUGCAGCGUUUGGGUCGAACCAAAAACAGGAUGAAACCGGCGUUAACUCUGUGUCUGGCGGCCAUCUUGGCGAUUUCGGCUGUGGUCGAAGCGCGGUUGAGCAUCUGUUCCUCGACUGCAGAGUGUCCACCACGUCAUCAGUGUGUUCGAAAUAAGUGCUCUGACAAGUGUAACACCAUGAGCGACUGCCGACCCGGCCUGGGGUGCAUCCUCGGCCGCUGCAAAGACCUGUGUGAGGGCGCCUGCGGUAAAGCUGCCAUAUGUAACGUCAUACUCAACGAGGCUGUGUGUGUUUGUCCUGGAGGCCAUGCGGGAAACCCACUAGAAGAGUGUGUUCCUGCUUUGGGCCGAAUCCCUUGUUGCAACAGAACACCGGAACCCCCGACACAGACGAACAAUACAGGAUCUGAGGACGAGAGUGAAGUCCACUAAUUACUCAGUAGUUACUUGUAUCCUUAACUGAUUCUCAUACGUUAUUUGAUGUUUCAAAUUCUGAAGUUAAUGUUAUAUUAAAAUGAGCAUUUAUUGUUGAAGUUGAUAAAUAAGUGGGAUGUAUAGCUGAAGUUUUAUUGUUGAAUGUGAUAAAUAAAUGAAAUAUAAAGUUGAGAAGCUUA
This is a messenger RNA of Penaeus monodon (black tiger shrimp), 729 nucleotides long. RefSeq lists its product as uncharacterized. Bases 146 to 547 code for a protein of 133 amino acids. Lineage: Eukaryota; Metazoa; Arthropoda; Malacostraca; Decapoda; Penaeidae. The record is from RefSeq and is a predicted model, not a curated record. The transcript is spliced from 7 exons.